Amborella trichopoda is the source of this 2987-nucleotide messenger RNA. RefSeq lists its product as uncharacterized. Lineage: Eukaryota; Viridiplantae; Streptophyta; Magnoliopsida; Amborellales; Amborellaceae. The record is from RefSeq and is a predicted model, not a curated record.
AAAAUGCGAGAAAAAAAAAAAAAAGUUUUUCCUCUUUUCCUCUUAUUUUAUUUCAGAAACUAGGGACAAUAUAGCACGCCAUAUGACUGGAACAUGGACACACUGUCCUCCAAAUAAGGGAAGGAGUGAGCGAGGGAGCCUGUUACCUUGAUAUGUUGCUCGUUUCAACCCAUAAAAAAUCCCUGGGUUUAACCUGAUUAAGAUCCACAGUCUCUAAAGUAAGGAUUUAAUGGACAAUGUGAAAAGCUUCUACCGUAUUUAUUUGGCGGUAGCAAUAAGGGGUUCGAUAUGAACUCGGGACGUCAACAAAGGUUUCUGGAUUCAUCUUCAGGACCAAGUGUAGAUGGAAGUUUUAGAAUGUCUAGCGCAGGUGUCUCACCUGAUAGGAGGUCAGGAAGAUCAAUUGCAAGCAAGUUUAUGCCUACAUCCAGGAGAGCGUUCAAGGGACUUAAAGAUUGUGCCAAGAAACUCAUUGAUUGUGAAUCCCUUUCAUACUAUCUUGAAGACUGGAUUCUUGAGAGGAUGAAUUCGACUUCUUCAGAUGGGAAAUGGUCCUUCAAGUCACCUUUUCUAAUUGAUGAGUUGAGAAAGCUUGAUUAUGCAUUAGAAGGGGUUGUGUUUCAACAACUUCUCCGGAUGCCUUGCAUGGACCAUGUCUCAGGCAUUGCAAAAGAAGAGGAGUAUCUUGCAUUGGAGGACUUUUUACUUGCGAGUGCAGAUGGUCUUUGGCGAACCUUUUGGCAUAAAAAUGGACCUUUGCCAUUUUUCAUAUGCUGUCCUCUCAGAGCUGGCUCCAAAUUCUAUACUGUGGAAAAGGCAAUGUCAAGGGGGAAGAUAGGAGGGCUUUGUGGAGCUGCAUUAAUGGCUAAAAAUGGCAAAGACAUGCAAGGCCAAUGGGACCAAGUGGUAGAGUUUGCGCUGUUCAAAUCUGAAAUAGGGAGCGAAAACGAGCUGGGGCUGUCUGCCUCUACCAUCAGUGAAGCACUCUUCUAUGGAUUUCACAUAAUUCUCUCAAGGAGUCUAAGCAAGUCCGAUACAUGUGGUGAUUCCGUUUACUUAUUAGUUCUUGACCCCAAAUUUGGUGGGGUGGUUAAAUUUGGUGGUGAUUUAAGCAAAUUAGAUCUUAGCUCAGGUAACCCCUAUGUGUCUGUUGCCAACUGGAUGAAGAACCAUGCAGAAGUCUAUGUUUCCCCAAUAGACCGGAUUUGGAACAAGCUUGGAAAUGCAAAUUGGGGAGACUUAGGAACACUUCAGCUACUUUUGGCGACAUUCUACUCUAUCAUUCAAUGGAAGGGGCCUCCGAGAAAGUCGAUUGCUGCAUUGGCUGCUGACCAUAGCCUUCGACUCCAAAAACGAAGGAUUGAAUGUCGUCUAACCGAGAAUGGGGUCACCCCGAUCCAUACCCAACUGGAGCAUCAAAAUCAAGGGGAGAUCGUGGAACUAGAAGACGAUACGGACUCUUGUUAUAGAAAGCAAUUUGAUCGACUUGUGCUUGAGCCCAAUGAGGUCUUGGUUCUUGAAGACUCUCAAGGGCAGAAAGGGUUCCAAAUAAAGGACACUUUAGGCAACCAGACAUGCUCCUUAUAUAGUGCGGUCUCAUUGGACCAACCAAGUGAGCUUCUUACUGUUCAUGUGGGGGCCCACCCAUCAAGGCUUGAGCCCUCAUGGGAGGACAUGAGCACGUGGUAUCAGGUCCAACGCCAAACCAAGGUCCUCAACAUUUUGAAGCAACGGGGCCUUUCAUGCAUCUAUAUACCUGAGAUUAUAGCAUCAGGUCGAGUCCUACAUCCAGGCCCUUGCUCAAAGAAGAGCCCAGGGGGCCGGUGUGAUCACCCUUGGUGUGGAACCCCAGUACUCGUGACCUUACCAGUUGGGGAACCUCUCUCCUCUAUCAUAGCACAAGAGGGCCCUCUUUCUUCUGAAGAGGCCUUGCGAUGUUGUCGGGACUGCCUAUCUGCUCUUAAGAGUGCAGCCUCAGUUAAUGUUCAACAUGGUGAUAUCUCCCCUGAGAAUGUGGUUAAGGUUAGCAGUGGGGCCCACUAUGGUGGUGUUAGGUACCACCGCUAUGUGCUUGUAUCAUGGGGCCAUGCAGUUUUGGAGGAUAGGGAUAGUCCAGGCAUGAACUUGCAAUUUUCAUCGACACAUGCGUUGCAGCAAGGGAAGCUUUGCCCUGCUUCUGAUGCUGAGAGUGUGGUUUAUCUUUUGUAUUUUUUGUGCGGUGGGAGCUUGCAAGAUAUGGAGUCUAUAGAGGCAGCAUUGCAAUGGAGAGAGAGGUGUUGGGCAAGAAGGGUGAUACAACAACAAUUAGGGGAGGUUUCGGCUUUGCUUAAGGCCUUCUCAGACUAUGUGGAUAGUCUUUGUGGGACACCUUACCCUGUGGACUAUGAUAUUUGGUUGAGGAGGUUGAAUAGGGUUGUGGGGGAUUCGGAGUCUUUGGAUAGAGGAAAGUUGGUGGAAAGAAAUUCAAUUGUUCUGGUGAGAGGAGAGGAUGUUGCGGAGUCUUCAGGGACUUCUCCUUUGCAAUGAAAUGUUAGGGUGGUGUCAAUACAAAAAAAUAGAGAAAUUUUGAGGUGGUUCCAAAAAAAAAAAAAGAAUUCUUUUUGCCAUGAAAUGGUGAAGUGGUUGUUGAAAAGAUUGGAUUGUAGAUGGGGGGUCAUGGAGAUGUGGUGGUUGUAACUAUAGGAGCCUGAUGGGGUAUUGUAAAAGUAUGUUGGGUUUUUUGCAUCUGAUUUUGUUUACGCUUUUCACUUUACUUGAUUUUUGCUUUGUGGUGUUCUUUAUUUUUGCCAUUUUUUGUGGCAUUGGGUUUCAAUUUGGUAUAUAAUUCAGGUUGCUGGCGUCCUUUUGGGAAAAAGUGCCAAGAGCCAGAUAUGGAAAUGUAGAUUGAAAUUGUUGAACCCGUGAAAUUAUUAGUGGGAGUUCAUAGAUAUGCAUGUGGUGUGGACUGGCUUGUUCUUGGUAUUCUUAUUUUGCAGUGUAACUUGAUG